ACGAUCCAAUCGUAAACAACGCGCACGUGCAUUCGGGAAACGAUUUUCAGAAACAUUUCGUCGAUCAGACAGUAAAAACUAAAUCAAAAUGUAUCUGAUGUACGAUUUAAAUGAAAAUGGCGAAAGGGUUUACACCCUGAAGAAAAACAACGCAGAAGGCAAGCCGACCCAAUCAGCGCAUCCGGCAAGAUUUUCUCCAGAGGACAAGUACUCUCGCUACCGUAUCAUCAUUAAGAAGCGUUUUGGAUUGCUGCUGACGCAGAAGCCCGAGCCCGUGUACUGAUCGGCUGAAUCGUUCAAAAUUCCACUCUACCGUUUAAAAAUAAAGCUCCGAAUUUAAGAUGUAA
Molecule: messenger RNA, 347 nt
Organism: Anopheles merus
Lineage: Eukaryota; Metazoa; Arthropoda; Insecta; Diptera; Culicidae
Gene: Nop10
Product: H/ACA ribonucleoprotein complex subunit 3
Exons: 2
Coding region: 89-283 (64 amino acids)
Biological process (GO): snRNA pseudouridine synthesis; positive regulation of telomerase RNA localization to Cajal body; rRNA pseudouridine synthesis
Cellular component (GO): box H/ACA snoRNP complex; box H/ACA telomerase RNP complex
Molecular function (GO): box H/ACA snoRNA binding; telomerase RNA binding
Source: RefSeq, a predicted model, not a curated record